Messenger RNA from Lachancea mirantina, 1671 nucleotides. Lineage: Eukaryota; Fungi; Ascomycota; Saccharomycetes; Saccharomycetales; Saccharomycetaceae. The record is from the annotation of a GenBank genome assembly.
AUGAAUAAAGGCUCAAAAUUGCCACGGGCUCAACAUGCCAAAUCUUUAGAUAGUAGGAAGUACUCGUUGUGGAAUUUUUGGGUUUGUUCGUUGGCAUUUAAGAUACUGCUUAUCCCCGGAUAUUUCAGCACCGAUUUUGAAGUUCAUAGGAAUUGGUUGGCUUUAACGAAUAAAUUGCCGUUGAAACAGUGGUAUGUGGAGCAUACGAGUCAAUGGACGUUGGAUUAUCCGCCAUUUUUCGCAUAUUUUGAAUGGCUUUUAUCACAGUUUGUUCCAGCGAAAGUUCGGGAAAAUGGGUGUUUGGAUCUGGUAGAGAUUGGUCAAUUCGGUAUGCCAACCGUGGUUUUCCAGAGAAUCACUGUGAUUAUUAGUGAAAUCUUGUUGUUUGUUGUCCUACAAAUUUAUAUCAACAAGAGCGCUGCGAAUGAAAAGUCGGCCAGUUUUGUUGUUGCGAGUAGUAUCGUGUUGUCACCGGGAUUUAUCAUUAUAGACCAUAUUCAUUUCCAGUACAAUGGGUUUUUGUUCGCCAUGUUGAUCGGUGCCAUCGUCGCUGCCAAGCAUAAAAGGUAUUUGGUAUGUGCUGCGUGUUUCACAACUGCAUUGUGCUUCAAACACAUCUUCUUGUACCUUGCACCAAGCUUUUUCGCAUUUCUGUUGCGUGCGUACGUGUUAGAUUUUGGGAAUUUCAAAUUCAAGAGUUACAACGAUUUAAUUUGGCUUGUGAGAUGGCCAAAUCUGUUCAAAUUGGGCAGUGUUGUUAUGGUGAUUUUCGCUGUGUGUUUGGCACCUUUCUAUUCGGUUAUGCCCAAUUUACUGACAAGAUUGUUUCCAUUCUCAAGGGGUUUGACACAUGCUUAUUGGGCUCCAAAUUUUUGGGCUCUUUACUCUUUCGUUGACAAAGUACUCACAUUUGUUUUCCUUAAAGUGCCCUACGUUCACAAUUUCCUCUCGAGGUUCAUCUCACCGCCUCUAAUACCGGCAACCAUUGAACAAAUUAAGGAAAAGUUGGAAGUUUACAACGUCGGGACGCGAGGCCUGGUGCAGGACGUGUAUUUUGUCAUUUUACCCCAAGUACAACCAAAAUUGACGUUUUUGCUGACAUUGUUUUACCAAGUUCUGGCCGUGAUUCCAGUGUUAUUCCAUCCUUCCUUCAAAAGAUUUGUUGGGUCCUUGACGCUUUGCGGGUUCGCCUCGUUCCUUUUCGGCUGGCAUGUUCAUGAAAAGGCCAUCAUGUUGGUGAUCAUACCUUUCUCAUUUUUGGUUACAUCUGACCGCAGGUUGAUAUCGCCAUUCCGGCUUCUGGCAGCGGCUGGGUAUGUGUCGCUUUUCCCACUUCUUUACGAGUCUCAAAAUUUCUUAAUCAAGCUGUUAUACUCCGUGGUAUGGGCAAUUAUUUACUUUUUUGCAUUAAAGCAAACUACGAAAGUUUCCUCGAGCGUGAGAAGGCGGGUAUUUUUCCUCGAUAGACUGGCUCUCUUUUAUAUCGUCAUGCUAAUCCCAAUGGUCAUUGGAGUGGAAUUGCUCAAUGCGUUGCAAUGGAAGUAUAAGUUACUUCAGAAAUUCGAGUUUGCCGGUCUUGUAAUCUACAGCAUCUAUUGUUCAAUAGGCAUCCUGUGUUCCUGGAUGGGACUUUCUUGGCUGUACAAUUUUGAUGAACCUCUGUGGCAGUAG